This is a messenger RNA of Rhopilema esculentum, 1389 nucleotides long. RefSeq lists its product as uncharacterized. The record is from RefSeq and is a predicted model, not a curated record. Lineage: Eukaryota; Metazoa; Cnidaria; Scyphozoa; Rhizostomeae; Rhizostomatidae.
AAAGUACUUUAACCUGUCACAUAAAUCAUGAAGUUAAACUCUGGUGCAGUCCACGAAGACUGAAGACGGUGAACAGCCCAGAUUCAUCAUGACUCCUUCCUGCUUCGUAUUCAUUCUGGGAUUGUUUCUGCCUUUAUUCAUCAACGGACACAAAAUAAUUCCAAACGACCACUGUAAAUUGAUAAACCCACCCAGAAAUGGAGCUCUCGUUUGCCAUAAAGAUGAAGGAGGAUCCACUAUUUGCAGUGUAGCAUGCCAAAAAGGCUUUGGCAUUGUAAGAUCUAAAGACAAGACAAACACUUAUGACUUCUACAUGUGCACAUCUGAUGGGCUUUGGUAUGGAUAUAAUCAAUUUACCUAUACAUCGCCAGUGAAGUUUGUAAAACUCAGUGGAAGGCCAUGGCCUGACUGCUCAAUACUUAAAGACCAGAUAUCGUCAGAAAACAGCAAACGAGUUCUCCUGCAAAAAAGAAGCGAGCAAGGACUAAAAUCUUUUGCUUCCAAUGAUCAUAAAAGAAUUUGUGCUAUCAAUGCUGAUCAACCAAAAAAAGGAACUCUAAUUUGCUCUGAGCCCAUAGACAAAUGGAUUUUUUGCGGUUUUGUAUGCAAGAGAUACUUUGACAUAGUAAUAUCCAAAGGUGUCGACAAACCUUUUUCUGUCUACGCCUGCUCCGCUGAUGGGGUUUGGUAUGGAAUUAAUCAUUUUACCCAUAUAUCGCCAGGAAAGUAUAUAAAGCUUAGUGGAAGGCCAUCGCUUGACUGCACAGAGCUGGAAGAACAAAGAUUAUCUCAAAAGAGCAAAAGAACUCUCGUGCAAAAAAAGAGCACAAAAGAAUCAAAAUUUUCCGCCUCGAAAGAUCAUAAAAGCAUUUGUAAUAUAAAGGAUCAACCAAGAAAUGGAGCUUUAACUUGCUAUCAUCCGAUGGGAAGAUUUGUGGUUUGCACUUUUGCAUGCCGAAUUGGCUUUGACAAAGUAAGAUCCAAAGAUGACGACAAGACUUAUUUUGUCUACACAUGUUCAGCGGAUGGGACUUGGUAUGGAGUCACUGGUUUUGGACCGUUGUUGCGACAUGUAAAUCUCGGUGUUGGAGGAAGGCCAUGGCCUGAUUGUGCAAAACUGGAGGAUCAGAAAUCAACAACAAACAGCAAAAGAACCCUUGAGCAGGAAAGGAGCGGGCCUGGAUCACAGCUUUUCACUUUGACGAAGAGAACAGGUGCCAUUCCAAGACACUUCGCGACCAUGGCUGGACCAUGCAAUGACGUCAAUACGCAGUUGGUACUUAAGGCAAAGUUUAAUAGCGUACUGCAAAAAGAUGUUGUAACUAAAACCGUUUUCUGUCAAGAACCUUGCAAGAUGGAAAAUGUUUUUGUCAAUUGCCCGAAGUAAAG